This is a messenger RNA of Bursaphelenchus xylophilus (pine wood nematode), 4037 nucleotides long. The record is from the annotation of a GenBank genome assembly. NCBI's taxonomy places the organism in Eukaryota, Metazoa, Nematoda, Chromadorea, Rhabditida, Aphelenchoididae.
AUGUACUCGGUUAUACUGACCGCACUCACUGGCUUGGCCAGCAUUAUCAUAUCAAAUCGAGGUGUGGCCAAAUCGAAAUACGAAAAAUUAAAAUCCAGAAUUUAUGAAAUUGUAAGUUUUUUUUUUAAAAAAAUGUAAAAUUAAUUUUUAAUUUUUUUGAUUUCAAAAAUUGUUUUUUUAGGAUACAAAUAUCCUGAGGAAAAAAAUUAAAUUUAUCCAAAAUUAUUUAUGGCCAGAAGAUUCAGUGGUCCGUGCAAAUGUGUCGAUCUGCCUCAUUUUGAUGGGAUUUAAGAGAAUUGCAAAUAUUUUGAUCCCAUUGUGCAAUAAAUGGAUAGGUAAGUUGCAAGCUUGGAUUUGUCAUCUCUUGGUUACGAAAUUUGUCUUUUUUGUAAAAAAAAGGACUUUUUUGUGAUUGAAAAAAGGUGCUUUUGAGGCUUCGAAAUUUAGUAAAUUUUUUCACCAAAAUGCUAGCUAAUGUUGAGAAAAUGGACACUGAAAAAGCGAAAUUUUGAUUGACUUUUGAUUUUGGUCACGUUAUAACAUGACCAAAAAUAAAUAAUGUUUUGCAUGCUGGCCAAUAGAAAAUUGCUUCCGAAGUCAUUUCUGUAAAAAAUAAUAGGCCCAAUUCGCAUAGAUAUAGUCGAUAGUCCUUUUCUCUCUGUCUAUUCUCCGCAUUUUUGUGGUCUCUAGUCGGUUUUUGCUCUUGCAAAACUCGAGCUAAAAUUGUGUUGAUGUUUAUUCGAGAUAUGGAAUGCUUGAAAAAACUUCAAAUUACGGUGACAUUGAUGACUUUUAAUCUAAUUUUUUUAGUUGACGAUCUGACCGAGAAGAAAAGCUUUUGUUGGGAAUUGAUUGCCUUUGCAUUUCUACUGGCUGUGCUCAGUGGUGGAGGUUGUAAGUUAAAAAUUAUUUUACAGUGGGGGGGGCUGAUCCAGUGGCAAAAAACGUUCCAUUUUGCAUCCGGGAAGCAUCAAAAAUGUGACAAAAUGCUUACCUCUCUAAGUGAAAAAAAACUUCGUUUUGAAGGGCAUGCCUUUUCUUUCCUUCACAAAAAGAGCGGGCUCGCUUUUGAAAUCGGAGUUUUUUCACUUGGAGAGGGAAACAUUUUGCCAUAUUUUUGAUACUUCCAGGAUACAAAAUGGUACGUUUUUUGCCACUGGAUCAGGUCCCCCACUGUAUUUUGCGUUGUGCUAUCUUUUUCGAUUUUUCCAUUCUGCUUCCCUAACUUUACUUCAAAUAUUUUCAGUUAGUUCCGGAGUUCUUCGCUCUCUGAGCAACUCGGCAUGGAAGAAGGUCGAAAAUUACAACCAUCUUCAUAUGGAAGUGGACGUCUACAACCACGUUCUCCGUCUCCCCUACAACUGGCAUGUCAACAAAAAGUCGGCCGAGCUCUGGGAGAUCGUGAACCGCGGCACAAGCUCUGUGGAGAUGCUGAUCCACAUGAUUUUCUUCAGCCUCGGCCCCACUCUCUUCGAUGUUUUCUCGUCACUCCUCCUUUUCUACAAUGUUUUUGACGGAACGCUGACUUUACUCGUCUUCAUCAUUGUUGUGAUUUAUGUCAUCACAACGGGGGUUGUUUGCAAAAUGCAGGACAGACAGCAAAUGUGGAAGGCCAGAGGAGAGGCGUUGAGUUUGAGGGCUGAUGCGUUGAUGAAUUAUGAGACGGUGAAGUACUUUUGUAACGAGCCAAUGGAAGCGGAUCGGUUCAAAGAGGCGACCAUAAAGUAAGCUGUUACAGCGGGGGGCCUGAUCCAGUGGAAAAAACGUACCAUUUUGCAUCCGGGAGGUAUCAAAAAUGUGGCAAAAUGCUUCCUUCUCCAAGUGAAAAAGCUCCGAUUUCAAAGGCGCGCCUAUAUUCUUUCUGUGAGGAAAAAGAACGCGCUCUUUAAAACAAGGCUUUUUCACUUGGAGAGGGAAGCAUUUUGCCGCAUUUUUGAUGCUUCCCGGAUGCUAAAUGGCACGUUUUUUGCCACUGGACCGGGUCCUUCACUGUAUUUUUUUUUGAUUUGUAAUGAAAUUUCGGGACUCACCGAGGAGGAUUGCCAGAUUUGGACUGCAUUUUUAGUGUACUAUUUCGCUUUAGUGCUCUGUUUAAAAACAUUUCUUCCUAUUCCAGAUACCAAGCCCACGAUGAUGAGAACAAAAUUCUCCGUCGCGUCACCGACGGAGUUGAGAACGUCGUCACCGGAUUCGUCUUCAUGUUGGGCUCUCUGUUAGUCGCCUACAAGAUUUCCCGUCCCGGCUCCAACAUGUCGGCCGGCGACUAUAUCCUCUUCACCACGCAUUUCACACAAAUGAUCAGCCCUUUGAGCUACAUUAGCUAUGUGUUUGACAGUGUUUGGGAGUCGUUUUGUCAACUGGGGCCUCUGAUUGAGCUUCUGGAAAUGCCAACCGAGAAUCAAAAAGCCAUCGGCUUCGUGGACAGCGAAAUUGAAGGCUCAAUUAGAGUGGAGAAGGUGUCAUUUGCGUACAAAGAGGCAAAAGUGUUGGAUAAUGUGAGCUUCGAAGUGCCGGAGGGCAAAACUGUGGCGUUGGUGGGACCCUCGGGAAGUGGGAAAUCGACGAUUGUCAGGAUGUUGUAUAGACUGCUGGAACCGACCGAAGGUAAGACAUUUUGAAUUUUUGGAGGAAAAAAUCUAAUUUUUCUUUUGAUUUUUUCGACAAAAAAUUUAGUUGCAUUUCAGUUACAUCUAAGUAAGACUUGCUAAAUUUUCUAAAUUUAUUUAAUAUUUGCCCUAGAACAGAUAUGCAUUGAAAUUUAUUAUAUUAUAACGAUUUAUUCAACGUAUUUUACGUUCAAUUUCUAGGCUCCAUCUCUCUCGCCCACAACGACAUCCGGAAUUUGGACCUCUACAAGAUGAGGAGCAAAAUGGCCACGGUUCCUCAGGAUUGUGUUCUUUUUGAUGACACCAUCAAAUACAACAUUGGAUAUGGCCGUUCCACCGCGACUGAUGAGGAAAUCGAGGAAGCCGCGAAGAAUGCGCAACUAUUGGAUCUGAUUAAUCGAAGUGCCGAGAAAUUUGAAACCAAAGUUGGGGAGAGAGGACUGAAAUUGAGUGGAGGAGAGAAACAGAGAGUCGCCAUUGCGAGAACGUUGCUGAAGAACCCAAAGUAUUUGUUUUUGGAUGAGGUAGGUGUAUACUAUGCUACCUGCAGUGCACGUCAAUCCAAAAUAGAAGAAAAAAUUUCCCGCCCCUUUUUGGUGAUUCGUUCAAAACGAAAUGUAACUAUCCGAUAAAAAGCAUUUCUUACCUUUCUUCUUCCUUUUCGAGAAAAAGUAAUUAUUUCGGGCGAGAAAAAGUGCCGAUAAUUUCGCGACAUUUCGUCUCUCUUUCAAACCAAUGAAAACGACACGAAGUUUCGAAACGGUUCAGGAAAUGCGCUGGAUUGACGUGCAGUGUAAUAUUUAUAAAAAAGAUUCCCGUACAACAAAAACUGUUUAUAACGAAAAAUUUCUUAUAAAAUCAAUUUAGACCAAUAUGAUGAAUCUUAGUUAGCCAACUUUACCUAGUAAAAAUCAGUUUUUUCUUCGAGGCGAGAUCCUGGGAUGUGUUUGUGGAACUUUAAAUACAGUGGGGGAUUUGAUACAGUGGCAAAAAACGUACCAUUUUGCAUUCGGGAAGUAUCAAAAAUGUGGCAAAAUGUUUUCCUCUCCAAAUAAAAAGCUUUGUUGUGUAACCCCAUUGUACAUUGAAUUCUGAGCGCCGCAGUCUUAACACUUCUUCUGUCAUCUCAAAUUUUCAGAAGGGUACAAAUCCACCUUUAAAAAUUUAUUUCAGGCCACUUCCUCGCUCGAUUCCUGCACCGAAAAGCAGAUCCAAUCAGCACUGAUGAACCUGUGUGAGAAUAGAACUUGUGUGAUUGUGGCUCAUCGGCUCUCAACCAUCGCUCAUGCUGAUAACAUCGUUGUUCUGAAGAAUGGCAAAGUUGUUGAACAAGGAAAUCACAAUGAGCUCUUGGCCAAGAACGGCCUGUAUUCGGAGAUGUGGCGGAUACAACAGGAAGGUCAAGGGGCAAAAAUGACGGGUGAAAAUUGA